Messenger RNA from Neopsephotus bourkii (Bourke's parrot), 1723 nucleotides. It is a transcript of the gene TSEN54, whose product is annotated as tRNA splicing endonuclease subunit 54. Gene Ontology annotation, biological process: tRNA-type intron splice site recognition and cleavage. Gene Ontology annotation, cellular component: tRNA-intron endonuclease complex. The transcript has 11 exons. Bases 65 to 1615 code for a protein of 516 amino acids. NCBI's taxonomy places the organism in Eukaryota, Metazoa, Chordata, Aves, Psittaciformes, Psittacidae. The record is from RefSeq and is a predicted model, not a curated record.
GGCGCCUCGCUCUGCCGGCGCUAGGGCCCGGUGGCGGCAGGAAGCGGCUGCGCGCGGUGGAACUAUGGAGGCCGAGUGCUCGCGUCCUCUGAGCGCGGCGCAGCCACGGGCGGCCGGCGGCCGGAAGGCCUCGAAGCGCACGCAGGGCCAGAAGGACUUCAUGCCCGACGGCUCGGCCGAGCAGGCGGAGAAUCUGCGCCUGUGCCAGGAGGAGCAGUGGCGGCUGCUCUCCGAGGAGCGGGUGGUGCGGCGGGGGAAUCUGGUAAAAGCAGAGUGGAAGCCAGAACAGGGCAUCGUGGAGCUGCAGUCCCCUGCGGGGAAGUUCUGGCACACCAUGGGGUUCACACAGCAUGGCAAACAGUGCCUUCUGCCCGAGGAAGCUCUAUACCUGCUGGAGUGUGGCUCUCUUCAGCUCUUUUACAGGGAUCUUCCCUUGUCCAUUGAGGAAGCCUAUGAGAUCCUGCUGUCCCAGGAGGCAAUGGACCUGCCACAUUACCAGGUGUUCAGCCACUUGAAGCAACUGGGUUAUGUUGUACUGAGAUUCGACCCCAGCACUGUCCUGUCUCCCUACGAGAGGCAAUUGAAUUUGGAAAGUCACUGCAAAAGCUCUGGGAAACACCAUUGCAAAAGGAGGAGGAGUUCCAGUCCCGGGUCACAUGAGAAGAAAUACAAGGUACUACAGGACCUUCCAGAAGCUGAAGGUACCUCCGAAAAAGCUGGAGGUAACUGCGGAGACUCCAGCUGCCUUGCCACAGAGGAAAAGCCCUUGUCAGAGCAGCCAAAGGAAUCAGAUGCUGGCAGUGGAGAGGGGGAGUCAAAUGCAGUUCCCCUUGAUACAGGACAAAAGGAUUCCCUGAGCCCCUCCAGGAGCUGGGCUGGAGACCACAAGGAGAGCAGCAUUGGUACCCAUGCACCCCGCUGGGAUUUUACCACCAUUGUCUUGCCAAACGUGGCCCCAGACCAGCCGUGCACACGUCUGCCCUCACCUGAUGACAGGCUCCUGCCGGAGAACGUGCCGGGGAGGGAGGUUGAUGUAGCUUGCUGGUGCUCAUGCAUCAAUCAGAAACAGGAGAAGCUGUCACGGAAGGAAAGGGAGCAGCGAGAGAGGGAAAACAGGUACAAGAGCAGUGUCAAUGCUGACCAGGAGGUGAGGCGCUGCUCCAGCUGGCAGGAGUACAAAGCCGUUUUGGAGCUGAGGAGCCAGCAGAGGAUUUGGAAGCAACCGCGGCAUCUCUGGGACCAAGCUGUCACACCGCUUUUGCGGCCAGAUGAAGUUACCUCACCAGCUGCGCUCCUCCAGCAGAUCAGUGUGCUGCAGCCCUCCCACAUCCUGGAUGGAGCCUCUCGGCUGCAGGCGGACCCGGGGGGCAUGAAAAUCCACUUCAACGUGUAUCAAGCAGAUGCUGUGGCCAGGUUUAAGAAGACGAACCCCGGGAAGCCGUAUGUCAGGAUGUGUGUUCAGAGCUUUGACGAGCAGAUCCCAUCUCUCCAGGCUUUGAAGCAGGUUACGUAUCAGAGCGGGGACAUCCCAGUGGUCUUUGCACUGGUGGAUCAUGGAGAAAUUGCCUUCUAUUCACUAAAGGAAUUCAAGCUGCCAGUUGAUGUUAAUCACUGAAGUGGCUGUCACCUGCAGAAAUGGCAUGGGAUGAAGGGGAGAGAUUUACUCUGGAUUUGCUUUCUUGAUUAAUGAAAUACUGCAAAAAAUAGAGCCUAUGAGAACUGG